Penicillium atrosanguineum is the source of this 1251-nucleotide messenger RNA. Its product is annotated as RTA1 domain-containing protein. Lineage: Eukaryota; Fungi; Ascomycota; Eurotiomycetes; Eurotiales; Aspergillaceae. The record is from RefSeq and is a predicted model, not a curated record. Bases 1 to 1251 code for a protein of 416 amino acids. The transcript has 2 exons. Gene Ontology annotation, cellular component: membrane.
AUGCGAAGGAAGAUUCCUGUGUGGUUUUUAGUGUUGGUGUCAGUCAUUUUAGUCCGGGCAACUCCCGUUCAAACAGCUGCUCCCCACUAUGGAGUGUUACUGCGAGCGGAUACUACCACGUUGGCGACGACGACCACAACCACGGCGACCACUACAACAGAAACAGACUUCCAAUUGACAUUGCACUUGGACUUGCCCUCCAACACCUGUACCCCCACUGUGGCCCCCGACAAAAAUGGCUGGGUGCCGGCCUCACAAUGCGACGCGUUGUACCUCUAUUACCCAUCUUUCAAGGCCGCGAUUGCCGCCGCCGUCAUUUUUGGGAUACUCACGAUGGUCCAUUUUGUUCAAACUACCAUAUAUCAGGCGGGCUUUACCUGGGUUGUCCUCAUGGGUGUUUCUUGGGAGACUGUGGGGUACGGGGUCCGCGCCUUGAGUGCUCGUAAUCAGCAGAAUGAUACCGACGCGACCGUCACCCAGAUGUUGAUUCUCCUAGCUCCAUUAUGGGUCAAUGCGUUCGACUACAUGGUCUUAGCCCGGAUGAUCCACUUCUUCGUUCCCGAGCGUCGCAUUGGCAUCUUCAAGCCGUCCCUCCUAGCCAAGAUAUUCGUCCUUCUCGACUUCGGCUCCUUCAUUGUACAGAUGAUCGGCGGCUUCAUGGCCACUGGUACUAGUGCGCAGCAAAUGAACGGCAUCCACAUCUACAUGGGCGGCAUCGGUAUCCAGCAGUUCUUCAUUGUGUGCUUCCUAGUGCUAGCUGUGCAGUUCCACCGGUUGAUGCUGCAGCUGGAUCGGGCACGUCAACUGGUUGGCGAAAAGCAGAACUGGCGCCGACUCCUCUAUGCCCUGUAUGGCAGUUUGCUCGCUAUUACGGUGCGCAUCAUCUACCGCCUGAUCGAAUUCUCGGCUGGAUACUCGGCGUCGAAUCCUAUCCCGUAUCAUGAAUGGUACAUGUAUGUGUUUGAUGCUAUUCCUAUGGCUUUGGCCAUUAUUCUUUGGAACGUUGUGCCGCCGGGAUCUGUGUUAAGGGGCACGGAUGCAAAAAUGCCAUCUAGUGGCAUUGGCAAGUUCCUCUGUUGUAAUGGAUGUAGUUGUUGCGGUGGGUGUUGUUGUCGAACUUGCCGGAAGCGAAAUAAGGGGAAGAAAGAUAUGCAGAGACUUCCUGAUGACGACGUGUUCGGCGAUGAUGUGCCACUCCGCGUCUACGAUCCAUCUUCUUACCGCGAUAUAGGAUACACUCCACGGCGGUAA